GACUCGAACACCAGCAGGGUAAUCUGCCUUCAAUAUAUUUUCAGGUCAGUGGCGUAAUAGGUUCAGUUUGUUUGGGAACAGAGAGAAGACCCUACUGUUCGUUUUCUAGACGUGAAAAUAACAGCUAUACCAUUGAUGAAUACGUGACGAAAAUUCCUACCACCUACCGAGGUUAUAUUCCCCUCUACAAUAAAUAGCACUUUGUCAUAAACCAAAAGACACUAGUGUACUAAUGGAGGAUAAAAAGGAGGAGGGGGAAGCGGAGAUCCAGGAACACGGCCCCGAACAUUGGUUCUCGAAAUGGGAGCGGCAGUGUUUAGCCGAGGCCGAGCAGGAGGAACCCAGCGAAGAAGAGGCCGACCAGAGCCAGCAGAAAAUGUGGCAUCUCUUCCAGAAUUCUGCCACCGCUGUCGCACAGCUCUACAAAGACCGAGUUUGCCAGCAACAGGGACUGUCACUGUGGGUACCUUUUCAAAAUGCUGCAACAGCUGUCACCAAUCUCUAUAAAGAAAGCGUGGAAGCCCACCAGAGGAGUUACGACCUAGGAAUUCAGAUCGGCUAUCAGCGCCGCAACAAGGACGUUCUGGCGUGGGUUAAAAAGCGCAGGAGAACCAUCCGCCGGGAGGACUUGAUCAGUUUCCUUUGCGGGAAGGCCCCCCCGCCACGGACUUCUAAAGCCCCGCCCAAACUGACUGUCAUGUCUCCCAACCGGGCGCCUUCCACAGAAACUAGCUCCUCCGUAGAGACAGACCUGCAGCCCUUCAGAGAAGCCAUAGCGCUGCACGGCCUGAGCGGGGCGAUGGCGAGCAUCAGCGUGCGCUCGGGCGCCCCCGGCUCGCCCACCCACGUGAGCGGCAGCUCCAACCCGGGCCGGCGGAGAAACGGCCUGCACGACGUGGACUUGAACACUUUCAUCUCCGAGGAGAUGGCCCUGCACCUGGACAACGGCAGCACGCGCAAGCGGGCCUCGGUCCAGUGCGACGUCAUCACAGACUCCCCCACCCAUAAACGCAACCGGAUGAUCUAGAGCGGAGACCCCCCGCGCCCGGCCCCGCCCGUCAACGCACUGUGCUGCUUAAAAUAAAAACGCCACUUAAUCCUCAACCCCUCUUUCUGCUCCCCCCCCCCCCCCUACCCUACAAAAGAAAUGGGCCAGGGGUGUCCAAAAGCCGAGGGGGGGAAAAAGCCCCCCGGUUAUUGAAUUUCGUUGAUUUGCCCACAAUGUUAGACGCCUCGGGCUAAUAAUGUCUGUUACCUAUCCAUCUCGGAGGAUUUCCGUUAGUACAAUGAUCAUCACAGGUGAACAUUUACCAGUUCUAAGGCUGAAGUUACGCCCAUCCAGUGCAAUGGAUGGGUACAGAAUCUUGACAGGGCUUGUUUUUUGGUUUCUGUGUCCUGGUCGUUUUGUUUCUGCUCGGAGUAUACGCUUCACCAGUGUUCAUCACAAUGUUUUCCUCUGCAGUCUCACCUUCACGCCAUGUUAGUCCUUGGCAGCACAUUGACUUUGAAGGGUGUAGAUCCACCUCCAUCGAAAUGGUAGUGUGCAGAAAAAAAAAAAAAAAUUAAAAUAAUUGUGAAUUAAUAUUGGAGUUUUCCCAAAUUUAAUAUGGUCUCGUUCGACGCAGCUGGUAAUCGUGUGACAUAGCGAGCGAGACUCUGAUGGUCAUGCACUUAAUACCUAGUACAUCCAGUACAAUUAUCGUUUUUUAUUUUUUUGUUUUUAUUUUUUUUGGGAUUCACUUUUUAGUGUUCCAGAAUAACACAAAUUUCAAAUCCUUUCUCCUUCAAGCAAUCUCAUAGAAUUCCUUUUUUUGUCAGUAGUUAAGAAUAUCUAAUGUAUAUACUUAACAUUUAGGUGCUGGUAUGAUACAUGUGGUACAUAUUGUAAAAAAGAAAAAAGAAAAAAACAAACAAAAAAAAACCAUUGAAUGGUUAUUAAUGUGUAAUAAUGAUUCUUGCAUUAAAGAAACCAAGCUUUUAA
This is a messenger RNA of Conger conger (European conger), 1981 nucleotides long. Its product is annotated as HUWE1-associated protein modifying stress responses. The coding region runs from base 233 to 1027 and encodes 264 amino acids. NCBI's taxonomy places the organism in Eukaryota, Metazoa, Chordata, Actinopteri, Anguilliformes, Congridae. The record is from RefSeq and is a predicted model, not a curated record. The transcript has 4 exons.